UAAUCAGUAAUGCCAAUCCAAGGUAACAAAAAUUCUUAACCAUGCUGAAAAUAAACAAAAGUGAACAUAACCUUAUAAUACAUUAAAAUUUUAUUAGUUUUUAUUUUUAUUACUACAUCAUUUUAUUAAUUGUGAUUAUUUAAAAUAAUUAUUAUCUUUAAAAAAUGAUUCUAUAUUAAAUGAUUUAGGGGCAACUACUGAAGUGGAAAUUUAUUAAUUUGAAAAAAAAAGAAAUAGGACGGAUUCAAUUAAAUCACUUGAUUUUUAUUUCCAUUUAAUUGAAUUAAAAUUUGUAAAUGAAAUUAUAUAAUUUAAAAUACAUGUACAUUUUUUGAUAUUCAUUAAAAAUGUCAUUUAUUUUACGAAAUUUAACAUGUCUUCGAAGAUGUACAACAGCAAUUAAAUAUCAAAAUUGUGCAACAUAUUCUUUAAAUGAAGAAUCAAAUAAAAAAUUAGAAAAUGAUAGAACAUCAAUAUUUGAUUAUAUUGAAAAAAAUCAUGAACAUUUAACAUCAGAAAAUUGUUUGGAAAUUUUAAAAAAAAUUUCAAUAUCAUCAUAUAAUGUUGAAUUUAAAACUCCAAGGGAAAAAAAAAAUAUUUUAAUUGUUUGCGAUAAACUUGAUAAACAAAUAGAUAAUAUAAAUUUAUACGAAGCAAUUGAUGCUGUGAAAUUAUUAAAAGAUUUAAAAAUAAAGAAAAAUAGUAUAAUUUUUACAACAUUGUUGAAAAAAAUACAAAAUGAAACUAAAUCAAUUAAAGAUACUAAUUUCACUGAAUUAGAAGAAAUACGAACAUUAUUAAUUGAAAUAAAAAUCGAUGAAGCAAAAUUGUUAAGAAAAGAUAUACAAGAAUCAUUAGAUUCAACAAUAAGAAAUAAUAAUAAUAAUAUAUUCAUAUUGUGUACUGAUUUAUAUAAUGCUGUACAUUUUAAAGAUCCAGAUAAGAAAUUGAUUGUUUCAAUUUUAAGGAAAAUUUCCAAAUAUCCACUUAGAUAUUCAGUUGGAACUGCUGCAAGUAUUUAUACAAGUUCCUUUGUAUUUCCUGACAUUAUAAUUAAGGAAAAUUUUAAUAUUCGAAAAUUUGAAUAUCAUAUUAUUGGAAAUAUAACGAAAUUGUCAUUUAAAAACAUUCUUGAUGUAAUAAAAAGAUUAUCAGUAUCAAGUUUAACAACAAAAUUCUCCAAUGAUUUAUAUAAUUCAGAAUUUAUUGAUUUUUUGAUAACAUCAUUAAUGUCAAAUGAAAAUUUUUCCUUUGAAAUUGGAAUUGAUAUUCUUUAUGAUUUACAAAAUUUAAGACAUCAUAAUACAAAAAUUAUAGAUUAUUUAAUGAUUAAAUGCUUUGAAAAUCCACGUUUAAUUUUAAAAUUAAAUAGAAUGCAAUUAAUUGCAUUUACAUUGGGUUUAUCAAUUUCUAUUGAGACACCACCUUUAUGGGAUUCAAUAAAACAAUAUAUUCUUAAAAAUGAAAGAUCAAAAUUAUCUUUCACUAAACAAUGUUAUAAUUUAAUACUUUUAAAUUAUUAUAAUCACGAAUUAAUUUCAUUAACAUUUAAAAAUUCAGAAGCUUUCUUUAAUCAAUUGAAAAUUUAUGAAAAAAUUCGCAUACGUUUUAUUUAUCAAAUGGUUAAAACAUUGGAACCAAGUUAUAAAGAAUAUUUGCCUUCGGUACAAUUAUUAAAAUAUUUUAGUUCUUUAAAUAAUAUCAAUAGACAUGUUAAAAUUAAUGAUAAUGUAUUAAAUACACUUGAAAAAGCUUUAGGAGGUCAUGAAUAUGUACAAUCAAAUGUCUUUACCAAAUAUGAUCAUUUUCUCCAUCAUAUUGUUGUUAUGAGAAAAGGUGGAUUUCCUGUGGCAAUUAAUCAUGUUGAUAAUAGAAAUGUUUCUGUAAAUAUUGAAGACAUUAUUAUUCCACCAGAGAGUAAAAUAAUUGCAUUUCUUUAUUAUGGAAAUAAUGAAUAUUAUAGAAAUGUUAAGCAUCUACGAAAAAAAUAUAUUAUUUACAACAAUAGCAUAGAAUCAUUAGGCUAUUCUGUUAUACCAAUAAAUUUAGAUGAUUGGACGAAUAUGAAUCAAAAAGAAAAAAUUCCUUUUAUUAUGAAUGAAAUAAAAUUGAGAUAUACGCCAAAUGAAAUUUAAUUUAAUAUUAAAAUUUAAAAAAAAAAAUGUAUUGUACAUGCUAUUUGUAAUAAAAAAAUAUAUAGAAA
Messenger RNA from Leptopilina boulardi, 2203 nucleotides. RefSeq lists its product as uncharacterized. The record is from RefSeq and is a predicted model, not a curated record. Bases 348 to 2135 code for a protein of 595 amino acids. The transcript has 6 exons. Lineage: Eukaryota; Metazoa; Arthropoda; Insecta; Hymenoptera; Figitidae.